Messenger RNA from Nerophis ophidion (straightnose pipefish), 1092 nucleotides. Its product is annotated as class I histocompatibility antigen, F10 alpha chain-like. Gene Ontology annotation, biological process: immune response. The record is from RefSeq and is a predicted model, not a curated record. Gene Ontology annotation, cellular component: external side of plasma membrane. The coding region runs from base 190 to 1092 and encodes 300 amino acids. The transcript is spliced from 4 exons. Lineage: Eukaryota; Metazoa; Chordata; Actinopteri; Syngnathiformes; Syngnathidae.
UGUAGAAAAUAUAUGUUUAUUUUCAAAAUGUUCAAACCGUCAACAGAUGUUAGUAAUAUUAUUAAUGUGUUGUAUUUGUCAUAGAACAUGUGAGUCUUGACUGUGAUAUCUAGCAGUGUUUGAUGUUCACUUUAAGACCCGACUGAAGACGGAAGGAGCUAAAAUAUUCACAGUGCAAGAUUGUUGAACAUGAAACAAAAUAAUAAAAAGUCAUCCUGUUGUUGUUUUCUUCUUUCAGUGAUUCACACGCUGCAGUAUUUCCACACUGCGUCCUCUCAAGUUCCAAACUUCCCAGAGUAUGUGAGUGUUGGUUAUGUUGAUGGAGUUCAGAUUUCUCACUAUGACAGCAACAGCAGGAAAGCAGAAGCCAAACAGGACUGGAUGAACAAAAUCACAGCAGAGGAUCCAAAAUACUGGCAGAUACAAACAGAGAUCAGUGUUGGUAGUGAGUUGACUGACAAACACAACCUUGAAGUUCUUAAGAAGCUUUUCAACCAAACUGGAGGUGUUCACAUUCUCCAGUGGAUGUUUGGAUGUGAAUGGAAUGAUGAGACUGAUGAAGUUAAAGGUUGGCAUCAGGAAGGUUAUGAUGGAGAAGAUUUCAUAUCGUUGGACAUGAAGACAUGGACAUUUACUGCAGCAAAACAACAAGCUUUCCCCACCAAACUCAAUUGGGACCAGAACAAACAUCUACUAGAUGACAAGAAGUUUUACUACACUGAGAUAUGUCCUUCUUACUUGAAGAAGUAUGUGAACAAUGGGAAGGAGGUCCUAAUGAGAACAGAGCUUCCAGAGGUGUUCCUGCUCCAGAAGACGCCGUCCUCUCCGGUCAGCUGCAUGGCGACAGGUUUCUACCCCGACGGUGCCGACCUGUUUUGGAGGAAAGACGGCGAGCAGAUCUUCGAGGACGUGGAGCACGGAGAGAUACUCCCCAACCACGACGGAACCUUCCAGAUGUCGGUGGCGCUGAAAGUGGAGGUGACGGCCGACGUGGAGGGCAAGUACGAAUGUGUGUUUCAGCUGUCAGGCGUCAAGGAGGACUUGGUCACCAAGCUGGAGAGAAGAAGCAUCCUGAGCAACGCAAGCCCUUGA